Perkinsus marinus ATCC 50983 is the source of this 1557-nucleotide messenger RNA. RefSeq lists its product as hypothetical. The transcript has 3 exons. Lineage: Eukaryota; Perkinsozoa; Perkinsida; Perkinsidae. The coding region runs from base 1 to 1557 and encodes 518 amino acids. The record is from RefSeq and is a predicted model, not a curated record.
AUGGCUGGUAACGACUACCUACUCUUCGAUGAGGUUGAGGUCAACCCUCACGGGGGAGUGCAGGAGGCGAGGGAGAUAGGCGCUAAUGCAGUCGAGAGAGACCGAUCUCUCCCGACACGAAGAGUGUGGCCAGCUGUCGUGAAGGUCCCGUGGAUUGAUGAUCGCAGACCUAAGCAGAAUUAUGAUGCCAUCAGAGGCCGAGAUUUGAAGAUCACACAGAGGCUGGCCAAGAGACCUGAAGAGUUAGCAGCGUAUGAAGCGGCCGUGGACGAGCUCUUGAAGUCCGGGGCGGUCGAGGAACUCCCACUGGGGGAGGACCCGAGGAAGUGGGCCUACCACUAUAUGUGUGGGGUUCCGGUCUUCGCCAAUCAGCGAAAGUCCACUCGCUGUCGUAUCUGCAUCGACGCUCGAGAGCUUAACAACUUCACGAAUAAAGCAGGGGACGAGGCGGCCGCGGACAUGGACCUACAGUCACGGAUUCUAGAGUGGCGAGCCUCAAAGAGAGUUGAUUGUGAGGACCUCAAGAAGGCCUUCUGGUCGGUUCACAUCGAUGAAUCGGAUGUGAAGUGGUUGGGGAUGUGCGUCGGGUCGAGGAUCAUAAGGUGGAUCCAUGUCCCUUUCGGGACGAAUUGGUCCCCUUGGGCCCUCUCCUCGGUCUUGGGAAAGAUCCUCAAACAGAUCGGGGGGACGGACGGUGCCGAAGCUAUCUCCUUCUAUGUCGACGAUGUCCUUCUGACGCAGACGGUGUCGAAGAUUCGUCGGGAGGUGGUUCCCGCAUUAGAAGAGCGGGGGUUCGAGGUCCACCAGGACAAGCGAAUGUCCAAUCUCGACACGGGUGAAGACUGUAUAGGUCGAGGGGUAUCUAAGGAGAAGAUUCUCAGUGAGAAGUUCAGAACAGGAGGUUGGCUCGGUUACGACUGGCUCUGUGGCGAGCGAAUUGAUGUUAUCGAUGUGCGGCUGCGACAGAUAGAAUUGGCGAAGGAAUCCAAGGUCACGGAGUCUGCCCUGAGAUCAGCAUUUGGCAAGUUCUUCGACCCCAUGGGUCUUUUCGCGGAAGUGUCCUUGGAGCUCAGAUGGGCGGCUCGGCUGGCUCAUGAGAGACUGAAGCAGAGGAGGAAGGACUUCGGAGAUGGUACGGACAUUGUGGACGAGGAGACGGCAUCUAUUAUAUUGAGUACCAUUACUGCAUGUAACUCAUUCCUGCAAUCUGAUCGUAUUCUUCCCCCUCGCUAUCUUGAUGUGUCUACUUUAUUCGUCUUCGUCGAUGCCUCUGAGGCCUGCAUUGCUAUUGAUAUUCGAGUCGGCUCGGGUACGCGUCUCUUCGCUAAGUUCAGUGUGACUCCGGGAGGCACGAUGCCCAGGAGAGAAUUGGAAGCAAUGCGCCUCGGCGUUGAGCAAUUGUAUAGCAUUGUUGUGGCAUUGAGAUCCAAAGUCACGAGAUCAGUCAUAGCUACUUCGGACGGUCCCGAUGAGAUAGCCUCCGAGGGAGAGACGAGUGAGGGUGAAGGCCAAGAAGAGUUAUCGGGAGAGCAGUGUGAGUGUCUCGUUGGCCAGUAA